ACACAACACCUAGUACUAGCUUUAACUGCACUAUGUAGUUUAAAUUAAUAAUAUUAAAUUAUACUUAACCUAACUAUAACCUAUUCGCCCUGGAUCCUAGAGUCACUGCUGGCCGCAGUGCGCAUGCGCAACAAAGUGUCCCGGCUAGCAACGUAAUCGCGUGUGUUGUGAAAAGUUUCUCGCUACUUGAUUCGUAUAAAAAAGGAGAUAAAGGAGAAAUUUGGAACCAAAGAGAGAUUAGUAGAGAUUUGGUCGUAAUUUUUAUGAGUUAAGAUAAAACUAGUCAGUAUGAACGGUCGUAUCGCCCCAAGCAAAUCGACUGUUUACGUGUCAAAUUUACCAUUCUCCUUAACCAACAAUGACGUACAUCAAUUGCUGGAAAGUUACGGGAAAAUUGUCAAAGUAACAAUAUUGAAGGACAGGGUAACUCGUCGUAGUCGCGGCGUUGCUUUCGUGCUAUUUCUUAAACCGGAAGAUGCCGUGUCCUGUGCGAAAGCUCUCGAUAAUACGGAGAUACUUGGUCGCACUCUAAAAAGUUCAAUAGCGGUCGACAAUGGUCGCAGCACCGAAUUCAUACGUCGUAGAGAUUAUCCUGACAAGUCACAGUGCUACGAAUGUGGGCAGGCAGGACAUUUGUCAUAUCGCUGCUGCAACAACUCGUUAGGUCCUAGGGAACCGCCAGGAAAAAGAAUUAGGAUGCGAAAGAAAAAUGUCAAACAAGAAAAGUUCGACCCAAGUUAUUUUGAUAGCGAUAGUGAUGAAGCGAUAAAAAAACCAAAAUGCACAAUCGAUGACGUCGAUGAUGACACGGAAGAGGAGCCGGAAACAUUAAGUGCCGUUAUUGCAUUUGAGCAAAGACUGUUUGAAAGGGAUCAUAGAGAAACAGACAAACACGAUAGAAAAGAAAUUUUGACUGUACCAAAGAAACGUUAUAAAAAGAACAACUAUUUUAGUGACGAAGAGGAUUUUAGUGAAUAACGUAUAUAUGAUGUAAAAUUGUAUAAAAUCUCCAAAGUAUUAGGUAUACGAGUAUAUAUAUUGAUUAAUAUAUAUAAAUAUAAAGUUAUCGCUUUUGUUUUUAAAGUACAAAACUUUCCAAACUAUAAUAAAAAAUACUCUCCAAAUAUAUUCUUAAUGUAAUUUUACUGUCAGCAUAGGAGUAUUAAUCAAAUAUUCUUAACAUAUUUCGAGAUAGAGUGUCUUUCUCACAUAAGCUUUGAACUUAACAAACAAGUUUGAAACUUAUCAAGUAAUAAUUACAAUGGUAUUGAAUGCAAUUUUUUAUAUAUAUGUAUAUACACAUACACAGUAUGUCCCAGGUUAAUCGAUACUCAUCCGUUUUAUAAAAGAUAAUGAGAUCUUAAAAAAUUAAUUUUUUCUUUUUUCUAAUUAAAAUUAAACUCAAUUUUUCAGUAUUUGAAAUAUUGAAUAUUAGCCAUUUUGACAAUACAACACAAUCCAAAUUUAAAUCUUUUGUUGAGGAAGAAAUUUAAAGAACAGUAUACGUUUAUUUGUGCUGUUAAGAGAUAAUUGGCAAUUAGCAAUCAUUUAUUUUUAGUCGUGUAUAAUCCAUGCUGUUUCUAAGAAAAACUUGAUCUCAAGUUGCUCAAAGAACAGAUCGUAAGAGGUAAUCGGAAACUGAUAAUUUUGUGACAUGCUAUACAUUUCAAUGGAUAAUUUCAGCGCACAAUUUAUUACAUAUGAGCUGUAUUCGUCUUAUAAUCCAUCAUAAUUUAACAUUAGAAAAUACAU
Messenger RNA from Vollenhovia emeryi, 1752 nucleotides. RefSeq names its product zinc finger CCHC-type and RNA-binding motif-containing protein 1-like. NCBI's taxonomy places the organism in Eukaryota, Metazoa, Arthropoda, Insecta, Hymenoptera, Formicidae. The coding region runs from base 289 to 978 and encodes 229 amino acids. Gene Ontology annotation, molecular function: RNA binding; zinc ion binding. Gene Ontology annotation, biological process: mRNA splicing, via spliceosome. The record is from RefSeq and is a predicted model, not a curated record. Gene Ontology annotation, cellular component: U12-type spliceosomal complex. The transcript has 4 exons.